CCAUGUGAUAGAGUCUGCUGUAACUAUAUUUUGCGAUUAGUGCGCGUGGCUGACCGCAUGUGGCAUAAAGAAUUUGAUUUGUAACUUUUAUUCUUGUCUUAAGAAUAAAAGGAUGUCUAAGAAAGUUGAUCGCACAAGAAUAGACGUCUUUGGAACUAAUGCAAGAGUAGAAUGUACUGCUACUGCUCUUUCCCACAGUGUGCUCGCAGGUGUAAUAGGAGUUUUUCUUCCUCUUACUCUGAAAUAUAUUAAAAUUAUACCUAUAACAAUCCAAAGCCAAUCCUUGAUGGCAUUGGUAGGUUGUGGUACUUUAUCAUUGCUUGUUUUAAAGAUAGAAAUGGCCUAUUGUCCGCCUGAUGAAUUGCCACAGAAAACUACAAGGGUGUGUUGAACAGUGAAUAUUUGGUUUACGUUUGGGUAGAAACUGUUUGAGGAAAAUCAACAUGCAAUUUGUUAGGAAACUGGCAUGUUUAAUAACCAAGAGAACAUCUAAUUAUUGUAAACUAAGGAUCACCUGUAGAAGUAAUACAUAUAUACCUCAGAUCAUAAUUUCAAGAUUUAGACAUGAACUACCAGAUUUAGAAGAUGACGAACAAGAAAAUGAAAUGUAUGAUACCAUGUCUGCACAAUAUCUUGGUAAAGCUAUAGCAGGUCAUAGAGUAUUUGUUGUUCAACCAUAUAUAAAAUGGGGUCGAGAUAAGAAAAGAAAUACAACACCAGAAUUACAAUUAGCUGAAGCAGAAGCACUGAUCAGAACUCUGCCUAAUUGGUCAGUUGUAGAAAGAUCGUUUGCUCCAUUGUUAUCUUUGCAGAAAAAAAGAUUGCUUGGGUCAGGAAGUUUAGAAACUUUGAAAACAAAGGUUCGCAGUAAUAAUUAUGUCACUGCUGUGUUCAUAAGUACAAAUGUGCUAAAACAAGUGCAGUUAAUUGAAUUACAAAAUGCUCUGGGAGUUCCUGUAUAUGAUCGCUAUGGAAUAGUCAUUCAGAUAUUUAGAGCUCAUGCGAAGAGUCGUGAGGCGAAAUUGCAAGUAGCUUUAGCAGAGAUUCCAUACUUUUGGAGCAAAAUAAAUACAAUAGCGGAUCAGCGUGGUGGGCAGAUAAAUUUAAUAGAAUCUAGGAGAAAACUGCUCCAAGCUCGCGAAGUGAAAUUAAAAACUGCAUUGAAGAAAUUAAAAGGCCAUCGAGAGUUACUAAGGUCUAGUAGACAAAAAUCCUCUAUACCUAGUGUAGCUGUAGUGGGGUACACAAAUGCUGGAAAAACGUCUUUAAUAAAAGCUUUAACUGGUGAUGACUCAUUGGAACCAAAAAAUUAUUUAUUUGCAACACUCGAUACGACUGCUCACGAAGGAAUACUACCAUGUAGAUUAAAAGUGCUCUACAUGGAUACAAUAGGAUUUAUUCAAGAUGUGCCAGAAGCUCUCAUAGAACCUUUUGUAGCCACAUUGGAGGACGCCAUGAUUGCGGACGUGAUAGUUCACGUGCACGAUGUUAGUCAUCCUGAUAGUCGAGCACAAUUUGACCAUGUUCAUCGAACAAUAAAAAAUUUAAUCGACGAUGAACGACCAAUAAUAGAUGUAGCAAACAAAUGUGAUCUUGCAAAACCAGAUGGUAUUCCAAACGAAGUCUUACCGGUAUCGGCAGUCAAUUUUACAGGUAUUGACCUAUUGAGACUGCGAAUCCAAAAGAAACUUCUAGCAGCAACGGGUCGUCUGUCUAUAAGAAUUAGAGUGGAAUCUGGAAGUCGAGCAGCGGCAUGGUUGUAUAAAGAAACUGCAGUGACAAAUGCUGAACCCGAUCCGAAGAAUCUACAGUAUUUAUAUUUGGACGUAAUAGCUACAGAAACGCAACUUUACAAGUUCAGGCACUUUUUAAAGCAAUAAAGCGCUAGUAAAUGUACAGCAUCACUUUACAGUUUUCACAGUCUUGGCAGCCUGGUACCGUCAUUGAAACCUCCUUCGUUUUUAUGGUCCACCCUAUAAAUGUGCAUAACACGUGUUGCCUCGCACUAGCAGUUUUAGGCAUCUAAAUGCCAGAUGCAUGAUCGGUCAAUGAAAAGCAUCUAAAUUUAAAGAUAACCGUGAUAAAGAAAAAGUGGAGUAAAGCAGGAGUCGCCGCAUGGCGACGGGAAAUGAACGAGAUAAGGAAGUUUGUGCCUCUUGAAAAUCAACUAAAGUUGGCGAAGGCGAGGCGAGGAAUUCUAGUCGUAAGAAUAAAUUAAACCAUGGCAAAGUUAAUUGAUACACGCUCAGAGCCACAAGGAGCCGGAGAAAAUAAUCUCGCGAAUAAUGUUGCCUAGAAAUUUGGGAUGGUGAAUCUCAGUGAAAAUGAAAGCGAACCGCAAUAGGCCAGCAAGUGGUGUGAUUUAACAGGUGUGAGAACGUAAUUAAUAGAAGUACAGGUCAAAUGGAGCAUACUACAGUCGGUUGUAUUACUGUUGUUAAAAAAUUAAUAAACUAUUGUACUUACAUA
This is a messenger RNA of Cephus cinctus (wheat stem sawfly), 2469 nucleotides long. Its product is annotated as putative GTP-binding protein 6. Lineage: Eukaryota; Metazoa; Arthropoda; Insecta; Hymenoptera; Cephidae. The coding region runs from base 444 to 1880 and encodes 478 amino acids. The record is from RefSeq and is a predicted model, not a curated record. Gene Ontology annotation, molecular function: ribosome binding; GTP binding. The transcript has 5 exons. Gene Ontology annotation, cellular component: cytoplasm.